Messenger RNA from Stegodyphus dumicola, 3358 nucleotides. RefSeq names its product MAM and LDL-receptor class A domain-containing protein 1-like. NCBI's taxonomy places the organism in Eukaryota, Metazoa, Arthropoda, Arachnida, Araneae, Eresidae. The record is from RefSeq and is a predicted model, not a curated record. Gene Ontology annotation, cellular component: membrane.
AUCCAUUAACUUGUCGCUAGUUGAGAUUUGAAGCACGCUAAUAAAUACGCUUUCUGGUGUUCGAAAAAAAGUUUGACGGCUACACUUAGCGAGAAUGAAUUAUAUUUUCUAGGAAGGAAUUUACUAUUUAAAAGCAAUAUUUCUUUCAAAAGCCUUCGCGAAAGGCAUUAUAACUGGACAUAAACUGAAGCAAUGCACAUCUGUCAUGCAUGCAAAGAAGCACGUUUCGAAUGCUUUGAAUUAACCGAAAAGCAAGUGAUGGCCUUACAAAUAUGCUUUGCAAGUUUUGCUUAAAUUUCUUUAUGUUAAAUAUAUUUAGUAGAAACAGAGUGUGUAGAAACUGUGUCAGAAUUUUCAUUUUGGUUAGCACUAUUGGAAUUUCGUUUUCAGUGUGGGCUUAGUCUUCUCAAAUUUUCCAUACAGUGCUGUCCAUUCUUUGUGCCAUACUAACCGUCACCAUGAAUAUUAGGUACAUCGAAAUAGCUUUUCUUAUUUUGGCAUACUGGGUUCAUUUGCUUCAAACUAAGAAAAUCAACAGCCCUCUAAUGCGUGCUCGGAGAGACUUUGAUCUAGAGGCUGUGCCUGAAACGUGCGACUUCGGUUCUGUAAUCCGGUUAACAAUGUGUUAUUGGAAUGUGCCCGAAAACAUUACUGCCGGUAACAUUCAUUGGCGAACUGGAAUGGGUGUUUCCUCGUACUGGAUCGGUGGGCCUAGGACUGACCACACUGGUGCAGAUAAGAACAGCGGUUAUGUUUUCUACGAAACAUCUGAAUUAGCAAAAGAAAUGGAAUUGCAUAAGGAUGCAAGUCGGUUAUUAAGUCCCAUGUAUAACCAUACUGGCCCAUCUGGACUGUGCCUUUCUUUUUUUUACAAUAUAAAUGGACUGAGUGCCAAAUCUUUACGAGUUAUACUCCGCAAUUCUCUUGGAGCCGAAACCAUCCUUUGGGAAAGCAAGGAUAGAUCUGAUGGUUCUUGGUAUCUGGGUGAUGUAGCAUAUAGCUACGGAGAUAAACAUCAAAUUUUAUUCGAAGCUGUGCCAGUUAAUCAGUCGCAAAAAAGGCUUACUUACAGAGGCUAUGUCGCUCUUGAUGACGUACGAUUUGAUACCAUGCCAACUAAAGAAGCAUGUAUUGGACACUGCACUUUCGAGGGAGGUUUUUGUGACUGGGAAAACAUGGAAGAGGACGAUUUUGAUUGGGAACUGGGCCGUGGAAGCACUAGUUUUCAUACUGGUCCACCGAGAGAUCACAGCAGUUACGGGAAAGAUGAACAAACAGGAGGUUUUGCUUUCAUCAAUACGGCUUACCCUCGACGACCUGGAGACACUGCUAUGCUUCGAAGUCCCAGUUUUCUCCCUACAGGUGACAAUAAUCCUCUGUGUAUGCAGUUUGCUACGCAUAUGUUUGGAAACGGAGUUGGUACUCUGCGACUGAUGCUUAAAAAUGAAGACGAAAGUGAUAAGACAGUUUGGGAAAUGUCCGGAUCUUCAGGGACCAGUUGGCACAAAGCACAAGUCACUUUAUCUUCCCUUAGUCCGUUUCAACUCUACUUAAUUGCAAUUGUGGGAAACCAGUUUGGAAAUAUAGCUAUAGAUGACAUAGCAGUGAAGCCUGGUCCGUGCCCUGUUGUACCACAAACAGCUGCUAAAGAUUCCGGUGACUGCAGUUUUGAAGAGAAUACGUGUAAUUGGAAUAACCCUGAUCCACGGGAUGGUCUCGAUGAUACCGACUGGGCGAGAGAGUAUUUCAUCGACCAAAGAGGCCCUUCUAUCGAUCACACCAGAGGCGAUGCGAAGGGCAGUUACAUGAACUUGCUUUCUGACAGGCCUCUCAUUCUGAAAGGUGGCACUAGAGCAUGGCUAGUAAGUUCUCGAUUCCAACCAACUCCUAAUCCAAGAUGUGUGUCUUUCUAUUAUUGGAUGUAUGAAAGACUUAUUGAUCCUGCUGGACUAAGUUUAGGAAGUCUUAGGGUAUUCGUUCGUCUGAUGAAGCCAGGAAAGCCAUUAUCUCCUUUAUGGAGACUGCACAAUCAUCAGGGUGAAAGAUGGUUUUCUGGCCGAGCACCUAUAGUCACAGCCAAUGAAAGAGCACCACCUCAAACGGAAUAUGAAAUAAUCUUUGAAGGUGUGUGGGGCGAAGGACGAGUGGGCAAUAUAGCAAUUGAUGACAUCACGUUUUUCGACGGCGACUGUACAACUGAACCCUUUGGUGCUGCUGCAGUGAUGGGAGAAUGCUUUUUUGAAAGAGAUAUGUGUGGCUGGACUCCGAUUUCUGAUUUCGAUGACGAAGUUUCAACGAUGGCUCCUACCACAGAACCCAAAACAGCCAACACCGUAGAGGAAAGUCCAUGGAAAAUGGCUAGACCAGAUAACAAGCCAGCAGGAUUACUUGAUCACACGUUCCGAUCUCCUGCAGGAUAUGUGUUUUUUGAUGUUUUUAAUAAGAAUGAGAUGCAAAGACCAAAAUUAAGGAGUCCUUUGCUGGAAUUGAGCUUGAGUGGAGUCCGAUGUCUUGGAUUUUGGUUCGUAGCAUUUGGGCGAAGCGAGGCAACAGCUUUAGAGGUUAUUCUUUUGGAUAUGUCGGAUCCUGAAAGCAUCAAGAAAACAGUCAUUUGGAGACUUGAAGCAAGAAACUUCGCAAACGCCAGCAGAACAGAAUGGAGCUAUGCUCAAGUAAGUGUUGAAGCGAAGGGUGAUUAUCUCCUACAUUUCGAAGGUGAAUCUUCGGACGGCGGCUUUGCUCUGGAUGAUGUCACUUUCUACGAUGGUAGCUGUCACACUAGACCUCCAGCAGCUGUCGGUAAAGGCUAACGACGCAGCUCAGUACCACUGAUUAGCAAUCCUAAAAUGCUUUGCUUUAUAAUAAUCUUUGUGAUUUCUUUCUUAAAAGAUUCCUAAAAUCAAAAAUAUUUACUGCUGCUGACAGUUUUGUAUUUCUCUUCAUACUGAUACAGCAUUAGUUAUAAAUAAUAUUAUCUUAUAUUCCUUCUUCACUUUAAGAGCAAAGAAGUAAAAAAGGAAGAGUGUUUGAAUUCUCAAUUUUGCUUUAUUCGGAUGAUGUCAUCGUUUAAAUCAAAAUCCUUUCAAAACGGAAUAACAAAAAGCAUUUGAGAAAGACACACAUGUAUCCAAAUCUUUAGAGAUAGAUGAAUAAUUUAAUGAAAUUAUGAGUUUUAAUCGCACACCAUUGCAAAAGUACUUUUAGAAUCUGUCUAGCUUCCUUGAAAGAGUUUACAUUAAUAUACGCAUUGAGCUUUUAAGCAAACUUCCACUCCAGGAAAAAAGAAAGCAUUUUCAACCUUCACUUUGGCUUCAAAUUCGUAGAGGAGGAGGAGAAGAAUUAAAAAAAAAAAAAAAAA